Molecule: messenger RNA, 3208 nt
Organism: Coturnix japonica (Japanese quail)
Lineage: Eukaryota; Metazoa; Chordata; Aves; Galliformes; Phasianidae
Source: RefSeq, a predicted model, not a curated record
UGUGUGUGUGUGUGUAUUUGUGUAUCUGUGUGUAUUAUCUGUGUGUGUCGUUGCGGUGCUCGGGGCAGUGACGCGGUGGCUGGAAUCACUGUUGGCAUUAAUCGAUGUCUGUGCAUUAAAGGCGCUGAGCUGCACUGCGGGCUCCGGGCUGGUUUUGAUCGGGGUCUGACGGGUCCUGCGUGUGCUGCGUUGGGUGCUGAGCUGCGGCCGUUCCCGUCCCGUUCCUUCCCGUUCCCGGUUCCCGUUCCCGGUUCCCGCCGUUCCCCCGUUCCUGCAUCGCCCCCUUCCGGCCGCUGUGGGAAUUUCAUCGCGCCCCGCUCCCGUGGCCGCGCCCCCUCCCUGCCCCACCCAGUCGCUCCGUCCCGCCCCUCGUCGCUGAUUGGCUCCCUUUGGCCCCGCUCCCUCCUACGGCGGCGCUGAUUGGCGGAGCUCGGCGCGGCCCGACGCGGACAUGGCGGUGUGGCCGCGGGCGGCGGCGAUGGCGGCGCUGCCGGUGUCGGUGCUGUUGUCGGUUCUGAUGCCGGUUCUGGUGUCGGUGUCGGUUCUGCCGGUGUCGGUUCUGGCGGCGCUUCCCGCGGAGCUGCGGGUCCCGGCGGGUGACGCUCGGCAGGAGGCGGCGGUUCGGGCGCUGUCGCGGCGGCUGUUGGGCUCCCGGGCCGCCGCCGUGUCGCUGUUCGUGGACUCGGCGCUGUCCCCGGGCGGACCCGACACGUACCGGCUGCGCUCCCCGCCCGGCGGCGCCGUGUCCGUGUCGGUCACGGGCUCCAGCGGCGUCGCGGCGGCCGCGGGGCUGUACCGGUACCUGCGCGAUUCGUGCGGCUGCCACGUGUCCUGGUCCGCGCUGCAGCUCAACCUGCCCGACCCGCUGCCGCGGAUACGCACCGAGAUCCGCGUCACGACCCCCAACAGGUUCCGGUUCUACCAGAACGUGUGUGCGCACAGUUACUCGUUCCCGUGGUGGGGCUGGGAGCGAUGGGAGCGAGAGAUCGACUGGAUGGCGCUGAGCGGCAUCAACGUGGCGCCCGCGUUCGCGGGGCAGGAGGCGAUUUGGCAGCGGGUGUACCGAGCCAUGGGGCUGAACCAGAGCGACAUCGACGCCCAUUUCACGGGACCCGCGUUCCUGGCGUGGAACCGGAUGGGGAACCUGCACGGCUGGGCCGGGCCGCUGCCACGCGCGUGGCACCUCCAGCAGCUUUACCUGCAGUACAGGAUCGUGGAGCGGAUGCGGUCGCUGGGGAUGCUGACGGUGCUGCCGGCCUUCACGGGCCACGUGCCGCCGGGGAUCCUGCGGGUCUUCCCGCGCAUCAACGCCACCCGCCUGGGGAACUGGAGCCACUUUGACUGCACUCUGUCCUGUUCCUACCUGCUGUCCCCCGAGGAGCCCAUGUUCCAGGUGAUCGGGACACUCUUCCUGAAGGAGCUGAUCAAGGAGUUUGGCACCGACCACAUCUACAGCGCCGACACCUUCAACGAGAUGAGCCCGCCGUCCUCCGACCCCGCUUACCUGGCGGGCAUCAGCAGCGCCGUCUUCAGGGCCAUGACGGGAGCGGAUCCCGACGCGCGGUGGCUGAUGCAGGGGUGGCUCUUCCAGCACCAGCCGACCUUCUGGCAGCCCCCGCAGGUGCAGGCGGUUCUGCGUGCGGUGCCGCUGGGCCGCAUGAUCGUCCUCGAUCUCUUUGCCGAGUCCAAACCCGUCUAUGAGUGGACCGAGUCCUUCUACGGGCAGCCCUUCAUCUGGUGCAUGCUGCACAACUUCGGCGGCAACCACGGCCUCUUUGGCGCAGUGGAGGCCAUCAAUCACGGCCCUUUCGUGGCGCGGCGCUUCCCCAACUCCACCAUGGUGGGCACGGGGCUGGUGCCCGAGGGCAUCGAGCAGAACGACGUGGUGUACGAGCUGAUGAACGAGCUGGGCUGGAGCCACGAGCCCCUGGACCUCCCGCUGUGGGUGUCCCGCUACGCACAGCGCCGCUACGGGGCCCCCAACGCCGCCGCCAGCGCCGCGUGGCAGCUGCUGCUGCGCAGCGUCUACAACUGCACCGGCGCCUGCGUCAACCACAACCGCAGCCCCUUGGUGCGCCGCCCAUCCCUGCACAUGGACACGCAGCUCUGGUACAACGCCAGCGACGUCUACGAGGCCUGGAGGCUGCUGCUGAGCGCCGGCCCCGCGCUGGGCUCCAGCCCGGCCUUCCGCUACGACGUGGCCGAUGUGACGCGGCAGGCGCUGCAGCAGCUGGUGGGCGAUUUCUACCAGCGCAUCCGCGACUCCUUCCAGCGCCGCGCGCUGCCCGAGCUGCUGGCGGCCGGCGGCGUGUUGCUGUACGACCUGCUGCCGGAGCUGGACGCGCUGCUGGGCUCCCAGCGCCUCUUCCUGCUGGGCCGAGUGCUGCAGGACGCCCGCAGCAGAGCCACCAGCGAGCGCGAGGCCCAGCAGUACGAGCUCAACGCCCGCAACCAGGUGACGCUGUGGGGACCCAGCGGGAACAUCCUGGACUACGCCAACAAGCAGCUGUCGGGGCUGGUGCUGGAUUAUUACGGGGUGCGCUGGAGCCUUUUCGUCUCGCUGCUGGUGGAGUGUCUGAACACGGGCAGCCCCUUCCACCAGGAGCAGUUCAACCAGGCCGUCUUCCAAGUGGAGAGGGGCUUCGUCUACAAUGAGAAGCGUUACCCUGCGACGCCCGUGGGCGACACGCUGGAGAUUGCCAGGAAGAUCUUCCUCAAGUACCACCCCGGUGCCGCACAGCACGGCCGGGACGGGCCCCCGUGAUGCGGGUUGUGCUGCUCAGAGCCCCCCCAGCUCCACGCCUGAGUGCUGCAUCCCUGCGACACCAGAAUGAAGGCGCUGAGCAGCAGCAGGAGCUGACGGCAUCACAGAGGGUGGGAAUCACCCCAGGGGCUGCUGCAGCCCGGAGACCUGCUUGGUCCUGCCAGCACCCGGCCUGCCCUGAGCUGGGCUGCCCACAGAGCGGGGAGGUGCAGGAGUUGGGCUCUGCUGCCCCAUUGGAAGCUGGGCAGUACCCGGGCAGGGGCUGGAGCGGCGAAAUAUGGGACCCUGGGGCAGCCUUGGGAGGACCGUGGUGCUCCAGGGGCAGCCCCAACACACACAGUGCCUUUGUACCGAACGAAGCUCUGCCAGGCUCCCCAUGGCGGGGUUUUCUCUGCCUUUUCUUCCCAGCACGAGGGGCCAUUAAAGCCCUGGCUGCUCGGUGCC